Danio rerio (zebrafish) is the source of this 6377-nucleotide messenger RNA. Lineage: Eukaryota; Metazoa; Chordata; Actinopteri; Cypriniformes; Danionidae. The record is from RefSeq and is a predicted model, not a curated record.
CGUUUGGCCUCUGGUGGUCGCAAGUCAUACAGGAAGAGGCGGUGGAAGGCGAAAAGUUACGUUCCCCAAAGCAAAAAAACACACAGCUUCUCUGUCGAUGGCACCCUGGAACCACUAAGCAUAUUUAUCAAAUUUUCGCAAAUUAAGAAUGGUUUAGUCUUGUUUGUUAAUCUGCAGUCAAACAUCGCGCGCUUGAAUUUGUCUCCACUUCCGCGUACAAUGUUUUUUUCCAACGACAUACGACAAGUUUAGAACAGGAAGCCUGCAGAGGCGCUUGUCACUUCGUCUCACCUUUUAGAAGGAGCUCGGUUUGCUGGUGUUGGUAGGACCUGCGACAGCAUGGAUUACGAAGACGCCCAUAAUGGGCGCGGGCUGUCAGGUGCUCAGGGUUUAAAUCCAGUCAUGAACAUAAUCGGAGCAGAGGAUGAAGACUUUGAGAAUGAUGAGCAGCCUAUGGUGGACGAUCAGUGCAUUCACUUUAACAGUAUUGAGCUGUUGAAGUCCAGGCCCACCCACCUGCUGGUGUUCCUUCAUCAUGUCAUGCUACAGUUUGACUGUGCUCCUGUGCUAUGCUACCUUCAUGCUGACCUCAUGAAGAACCUCAAUACCAAAGACACCAAGAAGCACUUUGGGGAAUUCUACAACACUUUCCUGGAGAAAGGAGCGAUUCUCAAAGUAUCUGUACCAAGUAACAUCGCCCCUGAAAUAGAUCGCUUGCGUCCAGAACUGAUCAAUGAAGAGCAGCAAAAACGUUACGCUAAUGAAAUACAGUUUGCGCAGAGUCCAGAGAUACUGCGACAGCUGGAAGACUUCAGGCAAAAGAGGAUGAUGGGAAUGACACCUAAUGAGCGGGAAUUAAAUGAUGUGGAAUCCCAUCGACCCACUGAUCGCAUCCCUAUGGACAUGAAGGAGAAGGCUGUCGCUGAAUCCCUGCUGGAAAAGAUGGUUGAGGCCAACCCCUCAAUUGUUCCUGACAAGGACAAAAGUAACUCCAUCUUUGGAGCAGUGGCUUAUUAUAUGAAGUAUCUUGGAGUCAAGACCAGAGCUUUUGACAACAAGAAGUCCAAGUCAGGAUGGCGGCCCUCGGUUCCAUCUAUGCUGAAGCCAUGGUCAGUCAACAAGCAGAUUAAACCAGUCAAACCGCCUGGAAUCGGCUAUGACGGUAAGCAAAGUAGAUUGGACUUUGAAGCAAAGCAAAACAAACAACCUCCUCAUCGAGUGUCUGUUAGUGAUAGUGUCACCCCUCCAGGGCGAAAAACUGGUAUUACCGUGUCAGGGAGCACUCAUGGGUCAGAGAGCAGUGAAGAGUUACCCAUCAGUGUGAGUGUGACUCCCAGCCCUGACUUUCAAACUGAUACAGUAGGUAUCAUCAACAAUCGCACAGACCCCAAACCAGCCUCUGAGGGUGGAGAAGUGUCUCCAGUCAGCACUGGUGGGACUGUGUCCAUCUGUGAACCUCUCGCUGUCAUUGAUGUCCCUCCAGAAGACAUUCAGGACAGCGGCAGAAAGAAGCCAAGGAAUGUGCGUCGCAGUGAAAGCCUUUGUGUGGAGCGGCGUCACUCUCGUCGUGGUGGCUCUACUCGGGCCAAGCAGUCUCGUUCCCGCAGCGACGUGGACCUCCAGUCAACUUCCACAUCCCAUCCCCUCUCACCCUCCCCACAGCAUUCAGUCUCCGUGGAAGGUGACAAAACACCGGAAAUCGCUCUCCUCACUCCCACUUUUGUCCCGGCCCCUCAGCAAGAAGAGAUAGAGCCCCGUCUCCUGGAGCUCGAGCAGGACCCACUCAACUGGAGAGAACUUGCUUCCAGUGAAAGCCUGCAUAAGCUGAGCAAGAAGGAAGCCAAAAGACAAGAAGUCAUAAAUGAGCUGUUUGUGACAGAACAAGCACACGUCCGUAUGCUGAGUGUAUUGCAGACAGUGUUUUCUCGUCCACUUGAGAAGCAAGAGUAUAUGACUGCAAAUGAGGUGGCCACCAUCUUCUCCAGCCUGGAUGACAUCAUAGAGAUGCACUAUGUUUUCUAUGAGAACCUGAAGAAACUGCGUGAAGAAGAUGAAUACAUUGUCAAAACUAUCAGCACACCACUUCUCAACAGAUUCAGUGGAUCUGAAGGAGAAUGGUUUCAAAAGCUCACAGCACGCUUCUGUAGCUACCAGUCCUGGGCUCUGGAGCAGAUCAAGAGCAGGCAGAAGAAGGACCCCCGAUUCAAUGCUUUUAUACUGGAAGCAGAGAGUAAGCCACAGUGUCGGAGGCUACAGCUAAAGGAUAUCAUACCCAUAGAGAUGCAGAGACUAACAAAAUACCCUCUUCUGCUGGAAAACAUUGCUAAGAACACAGAGGAUGCAACAGAAAAAGAGAAAAUUAACCAAGCAGCAGAAUCCUGCCGUAAGAUCCUCAACCAUGUCAAUGAAGAAGUCAAACAAAUGGAGAACCUGCUGAUUUUGAAAGACUACCAGCGUCGACUGGAUACCUCAGGACUGAAACCCAGCAAUGAACUCUACAGUGAGUACAAGACCAUUGAUCUGACCAACCGAACGAUGCUGUUUGAAGGACCUCUGACAUGGAGGGUGACCAAAGAGAAAGCAAUCGAUGUGCACUGUGUGUUGCUGUCAGACCUGCUGGUCUUGUUUCAGAAGCAGGAUGAUAAGAUGCUUUUGAAGUGUCAGAGCAAAAGCAACAUCGCCGUUCAGGAAGGCAAGCAGAUGCUGAGUCCAAUCAUCAAGCUGGAGUCUGUUUUCCUCAGAGAGGUGGCCACUGACCCGAAGGCCCUGUAUGUUAUCUUCACCUGGGACAGUGGAGCACAGAUCUAUGAACUGGUGGCUCAGUCUGUCGGGGAGAGGAAAAACUGGACAGAGGCGAUUAAGUCUGCGGUUGAUGAGCUGAAGAAGGCAUCAAAGAGCAACACCAAACUGGAAAGGAAUAGCAGGGCUGGCAGUGUGCCAAACAACAUUGCUGUACCUCUAUAUGGCCCAGCUCAUCCUCCUCUUAGCCCCACUGAAAAUGGAGGUGAACUGCUGAAAAAUCGCGUCGGGCGAUUUAGUGAGAAGAUUCGAGAAAGUGAUCCUCCACUCAUCGACUAUCUAGCAGCCAACGGCUUUGACCUGCUCACCCACAGCCACACACCUCCGGAGAAAUCUGCUACUGUUGCUUUGGAUGAAGUCAUGUGUUUGAAGAGGCUAUUGGUUGGGAGUAUUAGCCUGUCAGAUGAUGCUCAGACUCUUGGGGAAAACGGUGGGAUGGCACCUGAAAGUCAGGAUGCAGAUGGAACUCAACUGUCAGUGGAGGAAUCGAGCACAGAAGCAGGUCCUGAAGUAGAAGAGCAUGAGGAAGAUGUAGAGAAUAAAGGAGAAGAGGAGAAAGGUAUCAGUGCUCCUCUCGUGCUGUCUGAGGAGCGCAUGGAGGAGGUGCAGAUGAGACUGCAGGCUCUGGAGGAGCAGCUGAAGAGAUUGAGGUUGGUUGAGGAGGACCAUUAUAAAUUACAAGAAGCUCUUGCUAAAUACACACUUCAGGGGGGCCAUUACAAUUGAGAAACAACACAACCUGCUGUUACAAGAUCACUGUAUGUGCUGGAGUCGAGACUUGCUUUCGGGGGGAUUUGCUGAUUGACUAUUGCUGCCUGAACGUUUCUGCUCUCUCUUCUCUCUUCCAAACUGUCCUUUCAGAAGAUUGACAGCAGGCCUCUGGUGCUUUCCAUUCCACUGAGAAAUGACCUGAAGUGGGUGUUUUGAAAUAAUAGUGAUCCGUGAGCAUAAAUAAGAGUGUGAGUGUUUCUGCUGAGAGCCGCGAGAGACAGUCUUACCAAAACAUGCCAAAGAAAUGUGCAAAGCCUAGAGAGAUCUCAGAGUGAAAUGCUACAUGUGCAUGUGGAAGCAUUAUGCGCACACAUACUGUACACAAAGAUAAACCUAAGCAUGUCAGAAGUCAUUUAGCAUCAAAAGGCUAUCUAUAUUCAUAGAAAAGUAUAGUUGCAUCUUUGGGAACGCAGUCUGACGCAUAUGAAGCCUGCAGCUCAGACUGAAUUUCAGUCAGGUUCAUCCAAACUAAACAAAUGUGCCCUUUCUUUCUUUUCGUUUCUCAUCCCUCCACAUUUUAAGAUCAUGUUCAUUCAUGCUAAUAUUUAUCAGAAAUUGUACGUAUUUUCAAAAAUUACAGAUAUUGAAAUGUAUUUGUUGAUAUUUUUAAGCAGAGAACUAAAUAGUUAUAGCAUGAAACUGUAGUAAGAUGGAGAAUUAAAGCAUGUCUUUUUUUAAAACCCUGUUUUGUUUAUUUGUUUUACCAGUUUGGUUUGGAUUUUCAUUAGUUUUUUUGUGGGGGAGGUCUUUUCUUUAUGGAUGCUCUGCAAAUGAGAAAAGAAAUGCUAAGUAGGAUAGAUCAUUGCAUGGUUGAAAGGAAGUAGAGAAAGGGAUUUGGGGAAGGUAAAAUCAGGCAGGCUUUGAGAGAGAAAAAGAUUUGAUUUUGCAAUUUGAUGGUAACAAGGUUUGACAGUGGGUGCAAGAAAAUCAGAGCAUAUUACAAAGGAGCUUGAAUGUAUCAAACGCAUACAGCCCAGCUUGCAGCUCCCAUCCACACAUAUGAAGCAUGUACUCUUAUGCAGAUAGUACGUUGAAACGGAUAAUCAUCAUACAUUUCCUAUUUGUGUGUGUCUAUGCAAGUUUAGGAGGUGUGACUGUAAAAAAAAAAAAACAUGAGCAAUUUAAUUUUUUGAAACUCUUUUGUGUACAGUUACAUUACAAAUUAGAUGCAUCUGAUCUAUCUAUAUCUAUAUACAGUAUAUAUACAUAUAUAUACAGUAUAUAUAUAUAUAUAUAUAUAUAUAUAUAUAUAUAUAUAUAUAUAAAGUAUAUAUAUAUAUAUUCUUAGUUUUCCUUUUAGUUGUUUAAUUGUUUCUCUGGUAUAUUUUAUUGGCAGGGGAGUAGUUUCUAUAAAAGCAGGACCAAAGAAGUCGCGAAUCGCUAACAAUGUUUAGAUAUGAAAACACCUUGAAAGCUGAAAAGGGGUUUAGGAAGUCACCAAAAAAAAAAAAAAAAGUGCAUGGAUUGGCUUGUUAGUUUGAUGCCUUAUUUUGUUUGAGACGGAAGGAAAUUGAAAUUGCUUCAAUUUGUGGAAGGGACCAGCUUGUCUCUCCCGCUCUCUUGUUUUAUUAGGAUACCACAGAGAAUCAGACACUUGCAGGUUUUGUCUCAGAGUUUGGAGACAGGAACACAGACCAUCAGUUUUCUUACCAGUACUGUAAAUGUUUUCAUAAUGCUACUGCGACAGGUUUUUCUACCAUUCCACCAAAUGCCAAUUUCUGCAGGUUUUUUUAUCUUAUUUUUUGUACGUAGUGUGAUUUUAAUAUUCAUGUUUAAGUUGAAAUUGCUGAUUUAAUUUGAUUUAUUUUAGAAUUGGUUUUUAUUUUCCCGCUCUUCGCUCGACUGUUUAUCUUCAUCAGACUUAAUUUAAAAUGGCUUCCAGAAAAGUCUGGUUUUCCAACCACGUUUUGGUACACGUCAAUUUUUAUCAGUCUUUUUUUUUUUUUUUUUAUAAAAUUACCAGGCGAUGAUGUUUAAAGUGCCAACUUCUUCUCCUACCGGCUUUUUAUUUUCAUUUUUAUUUGUUUAAAUGAGCGAUAAUUCAUUUUUUAUUCAGUUUUUUUUGUUUGAGAACUAUGUAAUUACAAUACUAUGCAUUGCCAAUUAUCAAGUAAGGACUGAGAGAGACAAAGUACACCCAUAACCAUCCAAACUAUUACUCAAUUUCUGACCUUUAUUUUAUUUUAUGUGGAUUUGUGCACAUUUUAAACUUGAUUUGAAAGUUGUUUUCAACAAUGGAUAUCCCUAUGGGCUCUAAAUAAUUGAUAAGAGAGAGUUUUGGGUGCAUUCUCUCUCAUUCCUUGACAGUUUCUUGUGUAUCUGUCACAUAUACGUAUAUAUAGUGAUAUAUCUUGUAUGUUUAAAUCUAUUUAUAGGGUGCCUUUUGCAGAUUGGGUUAGUUUUCAUAAUCUCAUUUUCUUUUAGUUCAGAUGGCAGACACUGCCUUAUCUGGCCUCUCCUCAUUUCAGUGUUAAUUGCUCAUCUGAUAUUUGGCUCAAUGCCCAUCAAAUUUUAGCAGUUCCACUCAUUUUUGCUCUCCGAAAUGCCUGAGCUCUUAAUGCUGAGUGCUCUUUGUUAGAUCUUUUAAACUCUCUGCAAUCCAUGACCGUAUUUUUAUGUCAUUUCUUGUACAGGAGUCCACUCAAUACAGGCAUUCUAUUGCUGUCUGUCUAUAUAAAUGAUUAUGCAAGGACUAUUUUGUGUAUUUGGGCUUUGAUUUAAUAUGUAAGAUACAUCAGAAAAAUGUAGGUACGUUUUUUUAUUAUAAUUUUCUUUUCCUUUUUUUUAAAUAAAUGAUCUAAAAAUGA